Messenger RNA from Frankliniella occidentalis (western flower thrips), 1254 nucleotides. RefSeq names its product translation initiation factor eIF-2B subunit beta (gene eIF2Bbeta). The record is from RefSeq and is a predicted model, not a curated record. Gene Ontology annotation, biological process: translational initiation. The transcript is spliced from 8 exons. NCBI's taxonomy places the organism in Eukaryota, Metazoa, Arthropoda, Insecta, Thysanoptera, Thripidae. Bases 103 to 1170 code for a protein of 355 amino acids. Gene Ontology annotation, cellular component: eukaryotic translation initiation factor 2B complex. Gene Ontology annotation, molecular function: guanyl-nucleotide exchange factor activity; translation initiation factor activity.
CCCCCCGUGAGGUGCACCAUUCAUUCAUUGUUUAUAUUCGGGACACCCAUCACGUCGCGAUAAACUCUAUUUGUGCAUAACGUCAGUAUAUUGGAAAAAGCAAUGAAGGCUGACAGUUCGAAAGAAGAAGUUCACCCAUGCUUCCUCCGAUUUGUGACAGAUGUCAAGCAAGGAAAGUAUUCCGGGUCCUCGGAGAUUACAAGCAAGACAUUAGAUUUGUUGAAACAGUUGAUUGCAGAUGGCGAAUUUUCAAAUGCUCAAGGAAUGAUGGAUACAAUUCGAGCUCAUGGACGCUAUCUCCACAAGGCUUUGCCUUUACAUGCAUCCGUGGGUAACAUGGCUCGUAGAGUUUUAAAAAUUGUGAGAGAAGAGUAUGCUGCUGGUAGUAAGAUAAUUAAAAACAAAUCUGAAGAAAUAGACCCGCAAGAAUCUCUUCACAAAAUUAUUACGUCCGUUGAAAGUGGUGAAGAUUAUAGCAGUCAUGUUCCUGAUUUAAAAUCAGGUGUUCUAGAGCACAUCUCAGAAUUUGAAAUGGAGUUGGAAACUAGUAUAGACAAUAUAGCACAGCAAGCCCAGGAGCAUAUCCAUUCAAAUGAAAUCAUUUUAACUCUUGGCAUGUCUCAUGUUGUGGAGUCAUUCUUACGAAAGGCUGCAGCCCAUCGGAAGUUUGACGUUAUUGUUGUGGAUUGUGGUCCAAUUGGGAAGGGACAACAACUUGCUGUUAGUUUAGCCAAAAGCAAAAUUAAUACCACCAUUAUUGGAGACAGAGCAAUUGUUGGUAUUAUGUCUCGAGUAAAUAAAGUUAUUAUUGGAACUCAUACUGUCAUGGCCAAUGGUGGUCUUAGAGCGCUCAGAUCUUGUCAUGCUGUUGCAUUAGCUGCAAAACACUGCUCUGUCCCUGUUUUUGUUUUGGCUCCUCUAUACAAAUUAACUCCACAAUAUUUGUGCUCGUAUGAUCAGGAUGGUUUUAACAGUUAUAUUGCACCUGAUGGAGUUUUAGACUUUUCAGAUCACCCAACACUUUCUCAAAUCAAGCGCUAUUGCCCUGUUUUUGACUAUGUACCGCCUGAGCUAAUCACUCUCUUCAUCUCCAACACUGGUGGUCAUGCACCUUCUUAUGUAUAUCGUCUCUUAAGUGAAUUGUACCAUCCAGAUGAUUAUGAAAUCUAAAGUAUCAGAGCCUUUCCUUCUUAUCAUUUUCAAGGUAUAUAUUCAUAUAUAUGUAAUAUAAUGAAAGCUAUGCAGAAACUUUAA